This is a messenger RNA of Phialemonium atrogriseum, 2899 nucleotides long. RefSeq names its product ABC-2 type transporter-domain-containing protein. The coding region runs from base 18 to 2735 and encodes 905 amino acids. Gene Ontology annotation, molecular function: ATP binding; ABC-type transporter activity; ATP hydrolysis activity. Gene Ontology annotation, cellular component: membrane. Gene Ontology annotation, biological process: transmembrane transport. The record is from RefSeq and is a predicted model, not a curated record. NCBI's taxonomy places the organism in Eukaryota, Fungi, Ascomycota, Sordariomycetes, Cephalothecales, Cephalothecaceae. The transcript has a single exon.
CCGAGCUUGGAAACACCAUGACCGGCCGCUCCGUCGUGAACAAGCACAGGGCCUACGCCUUUCACCGACCAUCGGCGCUCUGGAUUGCGCAGAUUUUCGUCGACCAAGCAUUUGCAGCGUCUCAAAUCAUGCUGUUCUCUAUCAUUGUCUACUUCAUGAGCGGACUGGUGAGAGACGCCGGCGCGUUCUUCACCUUCUAUCUGCUCGUUCUCUCCGGCAACAUCGCAAUGACUUUGUUCUUCCGCAUCAUUGGCUGUAUCAGUCCUGAUUACGAUUACGCCUCCAAAUUCGCCGUCAUCGUCAUCACCUUCUACGUCACGACGUCCGGCUACCUGAUUCAGUACCAGUCUGAACAGGUCUGGCUCAGGUGGAUAUACUGGAUCAACGUCCUGGGUCUUGCUUUCAGCGGCCUAAUGGAGAACGAAUUCAGUCGCAUUGACAUGACGUGCACGGCGGACUCGUUGAUUCCUUCCGGCCCAGGCUAUGAUGAUAUAAAUCACCAAGUCUGCACCCUUGCGGGGUCAUCGCCCGGCACUCUGAACGUCCCCGGCUCAUCUUACAUCAUCAACCGCUUCUCGUUUAGCCCCGGCGACCUCUGGAGAAACUGGGGUAUUAUCCUGUGUAUUAUCGUGUUUUUCCUGAUCAUGAACGUCGUCCUUGGAGAGCUUGUGGACUUCGGCAUGGCAGGGAACACAGUCAAGAUCUUCCAGAAGCCUAACGCUGAUCGGAAACGGCUUAACGACGCAUUGGCGAGCCAACGAGAUAACCGGCAGAAGGGCAAGAAGGAAGUGGAAAGCACCGAACUCAAGCUCGAGUCCAAGAGCAUCCUCACAUGGGAGGCUCUCGAAUACGACGUGCCUGUGCCAGGUGGCACCCGCCGGCUCCUCAACAAUGUAUUCGGCUACGUCCGCCCGGGCGAGCUGACGGCCUUGAUGGGAGCGAGUGGCGCCGGCAAGACGACACUUUUGGACGUCCUCGCCGCAAGGAAAAACAUUGGCGUUAUCAGGGGCGAUAUCCUUGUCGACGCUAUCAAGCCCGGUAAGGAGUUCCAGCGCAGCACGUCGUAUGCGGAGCAGAUGGACUUGCACGAUCCAACGCAGACUGUCCGCGAGGCGCUUCGGUUCUCGGCCGACCUGCGGCAGCCUUUCGAGACCCCGCAGGAGGAAAAGUAUGCGUACGUUGAGGAGAUCAUGGGCCUCCUUGAGAUGGAGAGCUUUGCGGAUGCCAUCAUCGGGUCACCGGAGGCUGGCCUCACUGUCGAGCAACGCAAACGGGUCACCAUUGGCGUGGAGUUGGCCGCCCGGCCACAGCUCCUCCUCUUCCUGGAUGAGCCUACUUCGGGCUUGGACAGCCAGAGUGCUUUCAAUAUCGUUCGCUUUCUUAAGAAGCUUGCCGCCGCUGGCCAGGCUAUUCUCUGUACCAUCCAUCAGCCGAAUGCCGCCCUGUUCGAGAACUUCGACCGGCUACUCCUGUUGAAGUCCGGCGGCCGGUGUGUCUACUUCGGCCCCAUCGGCAAGGACGCCAGCGUGCUGCGGGACUACCUGAAUCGACACGGCGCUGUUGCCCAGGACACCGACAACGUUGCCGAGUUCAUGCUCGAGGCCAUCGGUGCUGGCAGCGCUCCUCGUAUCGGCAACCGGGAUUGGGCCGACAUUUGGGAGGACAGCCCCGAGCUUGCUAACGUCAAGGAUACGAUUUCCCAGAUGAAGGAGACGCGGAGAGCUGCCGGCGAGCAGGUGGAUCUGCAGCUGGAGAAGGAGUAUGCAUCACCUCUGAUGCAUCAGCUCAGGGUGGUCGUCCGCCGCACCAACCUCGCCUACUGGCGCUCACCCAACUAUCUCUUCACGCGCCUCUUCAACCAUCUGGUAAUCGCACUUCUCACCGGCCUGGCCUUCCUCCACCUUGACCUCUCCCGCUCCUCGCUCCAGUAUAAGGUGUUCGUCACCUUCCAGGUCACCGUACUGCCGGCGCUCGUCAUCAACCAGGUCGAGAUCAUGUACCACAUCAAGCGGGCCAUCUUCUUCCGCGAGUCGCUUUCCAAGAUGUACAGCCCCUUCACCUUUGCCGCGUCCAUGGUCAUUGCCGAGAUUCCCUACAGCAUCCUCUGCGCGGUCUGCUUCUUCCUACCGAUAUACUACAUGCCGGGCUUCCAGACGGAGAGCUCCCGCGCCGGGUACCAGUUCUUCAUGGUGCUGAUCACGGAGCUGUUCAGCGUCACGCUAGGCCAGUGCCUGUCGGCGCUGACUCCGUCGGCCUUCAUCAGCUCGCAGUUCGACCCCUUCAUCAUGAUCACCUUCGCGCUCUUCUGCGGCGUCACCAUCCCCAGCACCCAGAUGCCCAAAUUCUGGAGGUCCUGGCUCUUCCAGCUGGACCCGUUCACGCGGCUCAUCGGCGGCAUGGUCGUGACCGCCUUGCACGAGCUACCCGUCAUCUGCGCGGCCGACGAGCUGAACCGCUUCGACGCGCCCGCGGGGGUCUCGUGCGGCGAGUACAUGAAGCCCUUCUUCGAGCACGGCGGCGCCGGAUACCUGGUCAGCAACGCCACCAGCGCGUGCGAGUACUGCGCGUACAAGGUCGGCGACCAGUUCUACGAGGCGCUCGGCUUCUCGUUCGACCACCGCUGGAGGGAUCUCGGCAUCUUCUUGGCCUUCCUGGGUAGCAACUUGAUCAUCUUGUUUACGGCUGUGAGUGACGUCCCUAUUGCUUUCCGAGAUAUCCAAGAUUUUGAUAACUAACUUCAUGUGUCACAGAGCCGUUUCUUGAAUUUCAACAAGAGGUAGUGAAGCGGGGCUAUGUCGAGUUAGUGGAGGGCUGGACGCCGUUUGAGCUGCGGCUUGACUGGGUGGGUGUUAGAGGAGGGCCGAGGCGACCGGCUCUUACCGUUAGAAAUAAAAUGCAU